AUGAUGUACGGAUCGGAGACUUGGGCAGCACCAUCAACGGUUAUGGAGAGGCUUGACUGCACGGAACGAAAGCUGCUUAGACGGCUACUCGGCUACUUUUGGCCUAGGGUAUGUCACAAUGAAGAUCUUUACGCAGAAAUUGAUGUGGUAUAUCGGUGGGUGACACGAGGGAAACAUCAACAUCUUGCACCGGAAGUGGCUAAAGUAAAUCGUCUUCACUUUUUUGGUCAUAUAUUAAGGAGACCGGUAGAUCGGCUUGUUCAACGAGUUCUGAGGAGUUCGUCGGGUUCGAGCUGGAAGAAGCCACCUGGCCGAAAACGGAAGUUCUGGACUGAGGCAGUGCAAGAGGACCUGAGGACACUCGGCGUGGAAAGGCAGUUCAGGCGAGACGUAAGGUUUCGCAGAAUAUGGAAUAGCGACGAAUGGAUUGAUUCUGUGCAAGUUCUCGCAGAAGAUCGAGAAGGUUGGGCAGAGCUGUGUUCAAGGACGGCACACCUCGGCGAAGAGCGGGUAAUCGCAUCAGGCGAUGACAUCAUUAAGUCAAGUAAGUCAAGUCUGGUGUCCUGUACGUAA
This is a messenger RNA of Necator americanus (New World hookworm), 573 nucleotides long. RefSeq lists its product as uncharacterized. The transcript has a single exon. NCBI's taxonomy places the organism in Eukaryota, Metazoa, Nematoda, Chromadorea, Rhabditida, Ancylostomatidae. The record is from RefSeq and is a predicted model, not a curated record. Bases 1 to 573 code for a protein of 190 amino acids.